Messenger RNA from Bradysia coprophila, 2761 nucleotides. It is a transcript of the gene side-VII, whose product is annotated as sidestep VII transmembrane protein. Lineage: Eukaryota; Metazoa; Arthropoda; Insecta; Diptera; Sciaridae. Gene Ontology annotation, molecular function: protein binding. The record is from RefSeq and is a predicted model, not a curated record.
AUGGUACAUACAAUCACAAUGGAAGCCCUCAUAGGUGAAACAAUAUAUCUUCCAUGUAAUGUGAGCACCCACGAAGUUGGCGAUGACGUCGUUUUAGUAUUGUGGUAUCGUGAGGAUAAAGGCACUCCAAUAUACAGUGUGGACAUACGUGAUAGAGAUUUCAAAGCAGCCAAACGAUGGUCGGACGAAACUGUAUUCGCAAAUCGUGCAUAUUUUUUAUUCGAAAAACAACCAGGUGAACUGGCGGUACAGAAUGCUAAGGACACAGACACUGGUGUUUAUCGUUGUCGCGUUGAUUUUAAAAUGGCUCAAACUAGAAAUAGCAAAGUAAAUUUAACAGUGAUACUUCCACCGGAUAGAAUAAGUAUACGAGAUGAAGCUGGUGUUGACAGGGCGUCAGUUGUUGGACCGUACAGCGAAGGCGAUACAGUCAGCUUGAAAUGUGAUGUUUAUGGAGGUAAACCAGCGCCAACGGUGACAUGGUAUCGUGACGACUUGCCAAUUACAGCUGAAACAUUUCAAACACCUGAACGUCGCAACAUCAGAAGUGAAAUAACGCUUGGUCCCUUAGGAAGGCAAGAUCUGAACACGAGACUGUCGUGUAAAGCGAUUAAUCAUCCGAGAGCUACGCCACUAGAAUCAACCGUCCAAAUUGAUAUGAAUUUUUCUCCACUCAAUGUACGUCUCCUCGGGGCGCAUCAGCCACUAUCGGCUGGACGUAGAUAUGACCUACUGUGCCAGAGUGCAGGAUCCAGACCGCCUGCAGUCAUAACAUGGUGGCGUGAUGGACAACGUUUGGAAAAGACUACAGAAACGACAUCCAGCGAUGGAAACCAAACUACCAGCACCCUAUCUAUAACAUUAAAUCGAUCAGACGCUGGACGUUAUUUGUCAUGCCGGGCAUACAAUCAUGCUGUACCGUCAGAUGCUUUAGAAGAUGGAUGGAGAUUGGAUAUUCAAUAUAUACCAGAGACGAUCGUUCGGCUUGGCACAUCGUUAGAACCAGACGCCAUACGUGAGGGUACAGAUGUUUACUUUGACUGUCUUGUGUCAGCCCACCCAACCGUUUACAAAGUCGAAUGGAGGCAUAAUGGACGUAUGCUGCCACACAACAUAUCACAAGGUGUAAUAAUAAGUAAUCACUCACUGGUGCUUCAAGGUGUUUCACGUGCAACAGCUGGUAAUUAUUCAUGUGUCGGAUUUAAUGCGGAGGGCGAUGGUAUCAGUCCACCAUUUACAUUAAAUGUGUUGUAUGCACCGACAUGUGUUCGCAAUCAGAAACCCAUCUACGGUGUGGCAAAACAGGAACAAGCCCAAAUCAAAUGUAUGGUCGACGCAAAUCCAUCGGAUGUCGAAUUCAAGUGGACAUUCAAUAAUUCAGCCGAAAGUAUAGAUGUUGCAACCAAUCACGUCACACGUUCAGGUACGUCGUCUAUUGUGACAUACACACCUAUGACAGAGUUGGAUUAUGGUACGCUAUUAUGUGUUGCAACAAACCGAAUCGGAAGACAAAGGAUACCUUGCGCUUUUCAUGUGAUAGCAGCAGGGCGACCUGAUCAAGUGCAUAAUUGUACAAUAACAAACAUUUCAACAACAUCGUUAAGUGUUAAAUGUGCCGAUGGUUUUAACGGUGGAAUGAAGCAAUCGUUUAUGUUGGAAGUGAAGGAUAUGCAUACACAGGAAUUAAAAGUCAAUUACACCUCACCGGAACCCCGUUUUGCUGUGUCAAAUCUGGAAGCUGGACAUGCCUACAUCGUUUCGGUGUAUGCCUUUAAUGGAAAAGGCAGAUCGGAUCCGACCAUACUACAAACGGCAAUGUUACGUUUACCGGAAAAACAAUUAACAUCUGAAAAAGAACGACCACGGUCAGUACUUGCACUCACCCCAAUGCUAUCAGUGGUUAUUGGAUUGGCAGCUGCCAUUGUAAUUGGUGGAUUGGCCAUCAUACUAGCAUUAAGAGUCCCAUGUGGCAAACGCCGUAAACGAAAGGAAAUCUCACAGGGGAAUAUUACCGGCGAGGGGUCACCGGGACCGAGUGAUAAGAGUAUCGGUAGCAAAGAAAUUGACGGCAAUGAAAGUGAUGAAAAAAAUCCAGAUAUCAUACCAGAUACAAUGGACUCGGAUGAUCAGAUUGACUACAUCAGACGACGGCAACAUAUAUCAACGAUAGACACCAACAGUCCGACUCGAGGACUGCUCUCGCAUCAGGGUACGCCACCGAGUCAGACGUACGUCCCAUCCGGUAUACCAAUGCAUACACCCAUGGGAUAUUGUACAUUACGGAAUGGAACCAAACAGUCCGCCAAUAUUCCCGUUUCUAUGAGUCCUGUGCCAAACACUUAUCCAAAUCCACAAUCGACAUGUACGUUACCCAGACACCCCAAUCAACAUUGGCCUUCAUACGGCGGUACAAUAGCUGGCGUCCGGCACAUACCACAAGUGCAAAUGUGCGGACCACAACAGCCGCCGCCGUCACAAAUAGCAAUGCAACAUUUGAACACACGAUCCCGAAUGUGCAUUGGUGUGGCCGAAGACGAAGCAUCCAUCGAUACACCGUUAAUGGUGAAACGAGAAUCGACCGUAUGACUAUAGGAAUCACACAGAGUCGGUGAUACGGCUCUGUGAAACUAAGCAUCCCAGUUAAGUUGAAUUAAAGACAAUUUUCUUUGUUAAAUAUUUAAAAUUUAAAAAAAAAAUUAUUCAAAACAAAAACAAACAAAAAAAUAUUAAGGAAAAUUAUAGUAAAAAUAAUGAAAAUGAU